AUGUCCAUGUCAAUUGCUCCAACCGAGACAAUAACGUCCUUGUCUCUGAUCCCUGACCGCAACGACGAACCGCCCGAGGAGCAUCUCUCAGAGGUAGAUCUGCUCAAGGCUUCCUGCAUCGUCCGCCAACAACCCAUCUCAGUCACAUUAGACGGCACCGCCGUGUUCGCCGUCUCCCUGGGCGUGGUGCUCGCCAUCCACUUCCUGGACUCCUAUCUGGCCGAGGCCGUCGUGAGCCUCAUCCCCAUCGCCCUGCUCAUCCACAAUGACUACUGCAACUUCCUCAGCCUCGGGCCAGGCGGCACGCCGUCCACCAUCCAGGGCUAUCUCCGCAUAACCUGGCUCCGCAUGCUCUCCCUCCGAGACCCCUUCACAGCCCCGUUGCCCGAUCCAAACCGCGAACCCAAGGCCGGCGUCCUGAGCGCACAGCAGCUGCCCUACCGCGCCGGCCCACGCCCUGCCGUCGCCGGCAUCGCUCCCCAGCGCCAGCUCGACCAGCACGGCUCCCGACAGUGCUACAUCGCCCUGCGCCGCGCCAUGGAGCGCCUCAGCGCAAAGUACCCGUCCAAGUUCGGCACCGAGCGCUCGUGCCUGGAAAAGCACGGCCUGGCUCUCUUUGCGCGGCACCCGCUGCAGACCACAUGCCAGGGCGAGAUCUGCCACGUCCACGACUCUGACCACUCCAUGCACAUGUGCCUCCACCCGGACGACAUCAAGGAGAUUCUGCAGAAGGGCUGGGGCCAGAGGCAUCCGCUGGCGUGGAAGGGGCGCUUCAUCCAGAUGCCCGUCUCUCAGGAUUUUGUCAUGAUCUAUGCGCCUAGAAAUGACAUGGAGCUGGAAAUUGUCGGCAAAAUCAUCAACGCCGCCAUCUGGUACACCCUCGCCGAAGAGUUUGACAUCAACACGAAAUGA
Trichoderma citrinoviride is the source of this 912-nucleotide messenger RNA. RefSeq lists its product as hypothetical. The coding region runs from base 1 to 912 and encodes 303 amino acids. The record is from RefSeq and is a predicted model, not a curated record. The transcript has 2 exons. Lineage: Eukaryota; Fungi; Ascomycota; Sordariomycetes; Hypocreales; Hypocreaceae.